AUGGGUCACGUGGCGCAAUCCAUGGCUUCCGGUGGUCAUCCUGAGGGCGCCGCGCUGGUCACCAGACAUGACCAGCUGGCUGGCAGUCUGGCUAGGCUGCAGAGACUGGCAGCGAGCAGGCAGGCCGCGCUCGUGGAGAGUGUGUGCAGACUUGAAUAUGAGAGCGCUGAGAGCGCUGAGAGCGCUGAGUUGGAGGAAUGGGUUGCGGAGCAGCAAGCAGCCGCCUCCAGUGAAGACUACGGACAGGACUAUGAACACUUACUGGGCCGCGCGCCAGGUGGCGUUGGAGCAGCUGAUCGACUGGCACUGCUUCCUGAGAGACGCCAAGCAGAUGCAUGCUCUGUGUGCGAAGCAGGAGGCAGCACUCGGUUAGUUAUAUACGGCUCACGAGAUAAGGGAGCGAAUACAAACAUAUAG
Danaus chrysippus (African queen) is the source of this 417-nucleotide messenger RNA. The record is from the annotation of a GenBank genome assembly. Lineage: Eukaryota; Metazoa; Arthropoda; Insecta; Lepidoptera; Nymphalidae.